AUGAAAGACUUUCAAGUCGAAAUUAAGUUGGAAAAUGAUGAUUCAAGUCAGCCCUCCCAGAAAUACCUUAUGGAAACCGUGACCAUUAAAGACUUGGAAAGUGGUCAAUUGGAUAUAGACCUACUUUUAUCACAUAUCUCCCUAUUGAAGGAAAAACUGUCUCAUUUACGGUACCAGAUGGUUUCAAGUCUUAAACUGCUAGCCUCAGUUGACAGUAGUACCGGCCCAAGUGGGUUUUUCCAGACGGUCUCAACUCAGGUUUCAGACAUAAAACGGGAUAUCGAAGAGUAUCACCAAGAACUGCAAAAAGUUUUACCGGUGGUACGAUUUUGCAAGAUCAAAAUGGGCCUGAGCCCCAAUGAUUCUGUGAAAGUCACGAAGCAUGAGGUUAAAAUCCAGUACCCCAAUGGUUCUGGGGCUCUAGUCGGCUCUGUACCAGGGUCUAACGACAAACAAGAUAGAAGGGUUCUACAGCAGAAAAAGACUGCUGUGAGGAAGCCAAGAAAAAAUAUUAAAAAGACUCCAAAUAUAAACCAAUCAGGUCAUACUCCUUCCAGUCUAGGCAAUACUAACGGAAAUGCUCAAACGCCAAUGUACCAGAUGAAUUUACAGUCACAACAGUUACAACAACCUCCACAAAUCCAACAGCAGCUCCCACAACAGCCGCCUUUACAACAAUCACAACAACAACACCCCCAAGCACAGCAACAACCACAACAAAUUCAAUAUGAACAAUACGCUCAGCAGGCCCAGCAAGAUUACGGCUCUGCUAAUCAGCCCAUUCUACUGUGA
Komagataella phaffii GS115 is the source of this 792-nucleotide messenger RNA. RefSeq lists its product as uncharacterized. Bases 1 to 792 code for a protein of 263 amino acids. The record is from RefSeq and is a predicted model, not a curated record. Lineage: Eukaryota; Fungi; Ascomycota; Pichiomycetes; Pichiales; Pichiaceae. The transcript has a single exon.